This is a messenger RNA of Suncus etruscus (white-toothed pygmy shrew), 948 nucleotides long. Its product is annotated as olfactory receptor 51F2-like. Gene Ontology annotation, cellular component: membrane. The record is from RefSeq and is a predicted model, not a curated record. Gene Ontology annotation, biological process: G protein-coupled receptor signaling pathway. The transcript has a single exon. Lineage: Eukaryota; Metazoa; Chordata; Mammalia; Eulipotyphla; Soricidae. Gene Ontology annotation, molecular function: olfactory receptor activity; G protein-coupled receptor activity.
AUGUCAAGUUUCCAGAAUACCUCAUCCUCUUCUGCCAUUUUUCUGCUAACUGGUGUCCCUGGAUUGGCAGCCUUCCACAACUGGAUCUCCAUUCCCUUUUGUUUUCUCUAUAUAACUGCUCUAUCAGGGAACAGCCUUAUUCUCUUUGCUAUUGUUACCCAGUCCAACCUCCAUGAACCCAUGUAUUAUUUUCUCUCCAUGCUGUCCAUCACAGACCUUGGCUUGUCCAUAUCUACUCUAGUCACAAUGAUGGGUAUAUUCUGGUUCAAUGCCAUGGAAAUCAGAUUUAAUGCCUGCUCAUCACAGAUGUUUUUUAUUCAAUUUUUCACUGUUUUGGAAUCUUCAGUGUAAUUGGCCAUGGCCUUUGAUUAUUUUGUGGCCAUUUCUAAUCCUCUGAAAUAUGUUUCUAUCCUAACUGAAGCUAAAAUAGCACAAAUUGGAGUGGCAAUCAUCACCAGGGGGACAUUAGUAUUAAUACUGUUACAAGUGCUUCUGAAACAUCUAUCAUUUUGUCGAAGCCAUGUUCUCCAUCACUCCUACUGUUUUCAUUCUGAUGUGAUAAAACUUCCAUGCUCAGACACUAGGAUCAAUAGUGUCCUUGGGUUGACUGCUUUGUUAAGUACUGCAGAAGUGGACUCAAUCCUCAUUUUUUUUUCUUAUGUUUUGAUCAUUAAAACCAUCCUCAGCAUUGCCUCCCCAGAAGAGAGAAAGAAAGCCUUCAGCACAUGUAUCUCCCAUAUUGGGGCUGUUGCUAUCUUCUAUAUCCCAUUGAUCAGUUUGUCAUUUGUUCACAGAUUUGGUAAACGGGCCCCUCCUUAUGUACAUACUCUGAUUGCCAAUGCCUAUUUGCUAAUUCCUCCAGUGAUGAACCCUAUCAUUUACAGUGUGAAGACCAAUCAGAUAUGUAGGGCUGUGAUAAAAAAUUUCCAUUCCAAUGCAAUCAAGUAA